AUGCACGCACCUGUCGUCUUCGCCUCGAUUGCCUUUCUUUUGGCACUGAAUGUGGCCAGUGCACAAGCAGAAGUCGUCGCCCGGCAAUCCGCUCAGGACGCCGACAACACCAUAGGUCUUUACCUCAAUGGUGCCAACUUCGACAUCACUUACUUGCAAACCUUCCGCCUUUCGUAUGCCAAUUCGUCCGCAUACGUCGGUCAGAUCAAGUACCAGUCGUACGCUGAACCCCUCAUCGUGGGAGCCCUCAACGGCAGCGACAACUCGGUCUCUUUUCUCUCGAUCCACGAAUCUCCAACAGAUUACCAGCAGAUGUACGUCUUUCGCUACCAGAGCCAGCCUGUGGGAUUCAGCAUCCCUCACGGCGGCGCACCUGAGGGCGGAAGCACGACGGAUUUCUCAUUCGGUGCUGAUGGUGCACUAUUGCACAAUGGGUACAAUAGCUUUUAUGCUUGCCAGGACGACGCUCUGAGCGCAUUAAAUUCGUACCAGAUAUAUUGGCUUGAUACGGGAAACCCUGUGGGAUGGACAUGCCAGGGGCCGAUUGCGAUUCAGGCUGGAGAUGCUUGUUAG
This is a messenger RNA of Fonsecaea multimorphosa CBS 102226, 573 nucleotides long. RefSeq lists its product as uncharacterized. The coding region runs from base 1 to 573 and encodes 190 amino acids. The record is from RefSeq and is a predicted model, not a curated record. NCBI's taxonomy places the organism in Eukaryota, Fungi, Ascomycota, Eurotiomycetes, Chaetothyriales, Herpotrichiellaceae. The transcript has a single exon.